Molecule: messenger RNA, 1866 nt
Organism: Symbiodinium sp. CCMP2456
Lineage: Eukaryota; Dinophyceae; Suessiales; Symbiodiniaceae
Source: the annotation of a GenBank genome assembly
AUGAGCUGGCAGUUGGCCUUGGAAGGGGCGAGCCAGAGCCAGCCUGCAAGCGACUCGCCCCUCUUGCUCUUGCCCGGAUCUGCGCAAGUCGGCCGUGGACAGACUGCCAUCAUCCGGUCGACCCACCAGUCUGUGUCAAGAGUUCAUGCUGAGCUGGUGAUCAAUGCAACCGAAGGUUCUUUGGCUGAUGUGCGCCCUUUGGAAGUCAGUCUCAUUGACCGCUCGUCCACCGGCCACACUUUUGUGAAUGAGCUGAAGACACCGGGCAAAGGAGUUCCGGUCAAGCUACAGGACGGCGAUUUCUUCACGUGCGGCAUUGACCCACUACGCUACACACUGAGGUGGAGGCCCAUUCUCCUCAGCGUCUCUAGCCGUCUCUCGGCACCUGAGCUGCGGGGCUUGGAAGACCUGGCCCGUGCAUGUGGAGUGUUCCUCACCACAGAGUGGACGCAGCAGUGUACCCACCUGCUGAUCGAGCAGUGGGCGAUCACUCCGAAGCUGCUGUGCUGCAUCAUCGACGGUGCGUUGCCAGUCACUUCAUCUUUCCUUGACGAGCUCGUGUCUCGCCGCGACACAGAGCUCCGACCAGAGCCAGCCGCGGCCUCUUGUGCCCCACGCCCACCUGGAGGAGCCGAUGCGGCCUACGGCGACGAGCUCUCCGCCUAUGCCAGCAGCCCAUCUCCACGGCGUCAGCUCCUGAAAGGCAGCUGGAUCAUUUUCAGUCACAAGCAGGCCUAUGAUGCACUCCACCUGCCCCUAGAGCAUGCAGGGGCAUCGUUCCUGUUGGUGGCGCAGGAUGUGCCAGCCGGCAGCGUGGUACAGGACCUCAAGCGAGGUGUGGCGAUGCAUGGAGCUCCGAGUGAGGUAUGGAUCAUCCCAGCUUUGCCGCCAGGACUGGCACCCCUACUCUCAGAGCUUGGAGAGCUUCGCUGCCCGUGCCUGGUCGUUGGCCAGCAGGCUGUGGUGGCGGCGCUACUCUCAGGCCAGAAGACGCGCGCGACCGACACGGCAACCAUCGUUCCGAAGACGGAGCUUCCAGAGAGCUUCCCAGACACGCAUCAGAACGAGUCGACACAGGCACAGGCACCGCUCCGGCAGAGGUCCAGGAUAAGCCGCAAGCGCCCGAUGCCUUGGGAUGGAGAUGCUUUGCCCAAGCCAGCGCCAGAAGCCAAGGAGGAGACGGUUCCACAGCCAGUUCAUCGAAGUGAGGUGGAGCUAAAGGUGAAAGAGGAACUCGGGGAGGAGCUCGGAAGGGGGCCGGAGAAGGCGAAUGCCGAGCAGCCUUUGCCCUCGCAGAGCGGACCGAAGGGCGCCGCAGAGCGCGCGCACGCUCUAGGCGCAUCUGUCCCAGGGCACAAGCCUGAGCCAGAGCGUCCCGCCGAGGUGAUUCAUAGCCAGCAGGCUACUCUGAGCAUGAGAGCAGCAGUGCCGCCAAUGUCGCAAAGACCGAAAUUGGAAGAAAAACAGGAAGAAAAGAUCAGUCCGGGCACUAUACAAUCCGUCCAGUCGACGCAUCUUCCUCCGGAGGUGAAGACGGAGGAAGAGCUCAUCAUCGAUGGCGCUGAGCCUGUUGUACAUCCGACCGGGAUCUGGCUCAAUCCUUUGAAGGCGCGGUGUUCGAAUCGGCUCGUGCUGGAAGGCGUCGAGCUGCCUCGCGCUUCGUGGGCAACGGCAGACAAGCGCGCGCCGGAGGUGCACCCAUCAGAAGGGAAGCCCAACUUCAAGCGAUUCCGCAAGGGCCAGAGCACUGAAGUCACAACCUUCGUGCAUGUGGUGCCCUGGGCACCCCCGGCACGUCGACUGGAUUUUGAGACCCAGCCCUCCAUCGACAUGCGUGAGAGCGAUAUUCCGAACUUGGGCAUGUGA